This is a messenger RNA of Panicum virgatum (switchgrass), 2030 nucleotides long. RefSeq names its product putative mannan endo-1,4-beta-mannosidase 5. Bases 70 to 1308 code for a protein of 412 amino acids. The transcript is spliced from 5 exons. Lineage: Eukaryota; Viridiplantae; Streptophyta; Magnoliopsida; Poales; Poaceae. The record is from RefSeq and is a predicted model, not a curated record. Gene Ontology annotation, molecular function: hydrolase activity, hydrolyzing O-glycosyl compounds.
GGGCGUCUCAAAAUGUUCAAUUUACCUCUACCGUGCUCACCGCCUCACCGUGACGAAUAUGCUGCAUGAAUGCACCAAGCUAGCAGCGAGGCGAUCCGCGACGACCAGUGGCGGACGGUCAAGACCAGGGGCAGCCAGUUCGUCGUUGGUGACCGGCCGUUCUAUGUGAAUGGCUUCAACGCAUACUGGCUGAUGAUCCUCGCCGCCGACCCGUCGACCAGGGGCAAGGUCACCGAGGUAUUCCAGCAGGCGGCGGCGGUCGGCCUCCCGGUGUGCCGCACCUGGGGCUUCAACGACGGUGGGUGGAGGGCGCUUCAGAAGUCACCUGCUGUCUAUGAUGAGGAUGUCUUCAAGGCGUUAGAUUUCGUAGUGAGCGAGGCAAGGAAGUACAGGAUCAGGCUGAUAUUGUCGCUGAUCAACAACUGGGAUUGUUACGGCGGCAAGGCGCAGUACGUGAAAUGGGCCGGGGACGCCGGCCUCAACCUCACCUCGGACGAUGACUUCUUCUCCGACCAAACCGUAAAGGGCUACUUCAAGAACCACGUCAAGAACAUGCUGACGAGGAUGAACACGUACACGAACGUGACUUACAAGGAUGACCCAACCAUCUUCGCCUGGGAGAUCAUGAAUGAACUGCGCUGCACGUCGGAUCCAACCGGGAACAAGCUGCAGGCGUGGAUCCGAGAGAUGGCUUUCCAUGUCAAGUCCAUCGACCCGGAUCACCUGCUGGAGGUCGGGGCCGAGGGCUUCUACGGCCCCUCGUCGCCGGCACGGCUUCAAGCCAACCCGAACACCUACGCCGGCCAGGUCGGCACCGACUUCAUCCGCAACCACCGAGUCCUGGGCGUCGACUUCGCCUCCGUUCACAUCUACCCGGACACCUGGAUGUCGGGCGCGAGUGUGGAGGAACAGCUCAAGUUUGCGCAGUCGUGGAUGCAGGCGCACAUCGCCGACACCGAGGGCGAGCUCGGCAUGCCGGUGGUGUUCACGGAGUUCGGGGUGUCCACCAAGGCCCGGAGCACCUUCAACGCGACGUCGAGGGACCAGUUCAUCCAGGCGGUGUACGGGUUGCUCCUGGACUCGACGCGUCGUGGUGGCGCCGGAGCGGGGGCCCUGCUCUGGCAGGUGUUCCCGGAGGGGAUGGAAUACAUGGACGACGGCUACGGCAUUGUGCUGCCCAAAGCGAAGGCCACUGCUGGGAUCAUGUCGGUGAACUCCAAGAGGCUGGUGGUCUUCAACUCCAGGUGCGCGUGGAGCUGCCACUGGGGGUGCAGGAAAGGAGGAGCAGCAGCAGUCGGAGGAUGUUGAUGACCGGAUGGUGCACGGCCCCAUGGUGCUCGUGCUGCAGAUGCAGGCAGUGGCAGAUCUGGCCAAAAUAUGUAGGGGACUGAUGUCUUCUUCCCUUCUCUUCCCCACCCUUCAUCUCUCUAUUUUCUUCUUCCCUCUUCUCCUUCCCUACCUUCCCCUUGCUUCUAAUGGAGGUUGCAGCCGGUAGGGGGGCUGGAGCCCCCUCAGCCCCCCCCCCCCCCUACUGGAUCCACGCCUGGCACGUUCAAGUGGCUUUAAGGUACAAUACGGUUGAAAAUUUAGGGAGGAAAGAUGGCGUGUUGUCGGAAAAUGAGCAUUCACUGUGUGCUUGAUCGUUUGUCGUGUGCAAAUUAUCGAGCACACGACAAAGGACACGGCAUGCAGAUAAAACACACGGCAAACGCAACACACAUGGCAAAUCAGUACUUUGCCAUGUGCUUGUCUACAAAACACACAACAUGUCUAGCACACGGCAAAAUAGGCAAUUUGUUGUGUGCAUGACUAGAAAACACAUGGUCCAUGUUUGGCACACGGCAAAAUAGCCAAUUUGCCGUGUGCCCUGACAUGCACACGGCAAAACAAAAUAUUUAUCGUGUGCUUUUCUUCUUUGCUGUGUACCUAACUCCAGGCACACAGCAAAUUAUUUGGAAAAAUGUUGAUUCUGCCCUCCAAACUUUUCUGCUAUGCGCAUACUAUACGUGAUACUCCAUGUUAAGUUUUGA